CUAAAGCUCUAGCUUCCUCUGAUCCCGGUAUUUCCUUGAACCCGAACCUCGCCGGCGAUCGAGAGCUGCAUUUUACGACCACGGCAAAAUGAAUUUCAACAAAGUUCCAAAUGUUCCCGGAUCUCCUGCCCUCUCUGCCCUACUUAAGGUCAGCAUUAUCGGUGGUGGGCUCGGUGUCUGUGGGGUUGCUAACAGUCUACAAUGUUGAAGGAGGGCACCGUGCUAUCAUGUUUAACCGGUUAACUGGGAUUAAGGACAAGGUCUAUCCUGAGGGCACACAUUUUAUGGUGCAGAGGGAGAAGCCAAGAGUGCUCAACCCAUUGGACAAGCUAUUGCGAACAAUGCGGCCUUCAUCACCCUGAGGAAGAUCGAAGCAGCGAGAGAGAUAGCCCAUACCAUCUCCAUCCCUGCCAACAAGGCUUACUUGCACUCUGCAGAUCUUUUGCUCAACGUCCAAGGAAUGAACUCCGAGACUAACCCCACCAAGACAUAGUAAGUUACCCCUUCUCGUUUUCAUUGCCUUUUGUGAAGUCUAGAAAUGACCGUUCUGCCCUUCUCAUUCUGCCCCUCUGUUUAGCGAAUUUGCAUUGAAGAGAGGAAGUAUAUUAUCAUUUAGCAUAGAGAAGCUCCUCAGUGUUUGGUCCAUUAUUACAUAUGAUUUUGUCUUUCACGCGCCACAUAAUAUUAAAUUACUGCGAAGUUGACGGAA
Molecule: messenger RNA, 709 nt
Organism: Tarenaya hassleriana
Lineage: Eukaryota; Viridiplantae; Streptophyta; Magnoliopsida; Brassicales; Cleomaceae
Product: prohibitin-2, mitochondrial
Exons: 4
Coding region: 111-362 (83 amino acids)
Biological process (GO): mitochondrion organization
Cellular component (GO): mitochondrion; membrane
Source: RefSeq, a predicted model, not a curated record